GACUCUCCACUGUGCAGUCAGUCACUGCCAAGUCCCCCUCUCAUUUCUCAAAACCUCAGAGAAUCCCUCCGAUAACAACAACAAUGUCAGCCAUGGAAUCCCUAAUCCUCCAGCUCCACGAGAUCGGCGCCGUCAAAUUCGGCAACUUCAAACUCAAAUCCGGAAUCUACUCCCCCGUCUACAUCGACCUCCGUCUCAUCGUCUCCUACCCUUCCCUCCUCACCCAAAUCUCCCAAACCCUAAUCUCCUCCCUCCCUCCCACCACCUCCUUCGACGUCGUCUGCGGCGUCCCCUACACCGCCCUCCCCAUCGCCACCGUCGUCUCCGUCUCCAACAACAUCCCCAUGCUCAUGCGCCGCAAGGAGAUCAAAGACUACGGCACUUCCAAAGCCAUCGAAGGAGUCUUCGAGAAGGAUCAGACUUGCCUCAUCAUCGAGGAUUUGGUGACGAGCGGUGGGUCCGUGCUGGAGACGGCGGCGCCUCUUCGCGGGGUUGGGCUUAGGGUUAGCGACGCGGUGGUGUUGAUCGAUAGGCAGCAGGGCGGGAGGGAGAAUCUGGAGGAGAAUGGGAUUAAGCUUCAUUCGAUGAUUAGGUUGACGGAUAUGGUUAGGGUUUUGAGGGAGAAGGGGAAGAUUGAAGAAGGGGUGGAGGCGAAUUUGAUUAAGUUUUUGGAGGAGAAUCGUAGGGUUAGUGUGGAGAAGGAGGCUAGGGUUUUAGGGUUUAAGGAAAGGUCGGAGCUUUGUAAGAAUCCCAUGGGGAAGAAGCUGUUUGAGGUUAUGAUGAAGAAAGAGACUAAUCUCUGCUUAGCUGCUGAUGUUGGAACUGCUGCUGAGUUGCUUGACAUUGCAGACAAGGUGGGACCAGAGAUAUGUAUGUUGAAGACUCAUGUUGACAUUUUGCCUGAUUUCACCUCUGACUUUGGCUCUAAACUCCGUGCGAUCGCAGACAAGCAUAAGUUUCUCAUAUUUGAGGAUCGCAAGUUUGCAGACAUUGGUAACACCGUCACGAUGCAGUAUGAAGGAGGCGUCUUUAAAAUAUUAGAGUGGGCAGAUAUUAUAAACGCUCACAUAAUAUCAGGGCCAGGAAUCGUGGAUGGCCUCAAGUUAAAGGGUAUGCCUCGUGGUAAGGGUCUACUUUUGCUAGCUGAGAUGAGCUCUGCUGGUAACCUUGCUACAGGAGACUACACUGCAGCAGCCGUGAAGAUCGCAGAGGCUCAUUCGGAUUUCGUGAUGGGAUUCAUCUCGGUUAAUCCUGCGUCUUGGAAAUGCGGGUAUGUGUAUCCGUCUAUGAUUCAUGCAACGCCUGGUGUUCAGAUGGUGAAAGGUGGUGAUGCACUUGGUCAACAGUAUAACACUCCACACUCUGUGAUUAAUGAGAGGGGAAGUGAUAUUAUAAUCGUGGGAAGGGGAAUCAUAAAGGCGGAAAACCCAGCAGAGACGGCUCACGAGUACCGACUUGAAGGCUGGAAAGCAUACCUGGAGAAAUGCUCUCAAUAGGUUAAAGCCUGAGAGGUUGUUGACUUUUUUUGUGUUGUGAUGCUAUAAGUUUGUGGAAGCUGUGUGCGAGGGUGGAUUUUAAAACUCAUGUCUGGUUAUUUGUCACUUGAUCUCAAAUCUCAAUAAUAUAAUAAAGUUACAAAUGACAA
Molecule: messenger RNA, 1645 nt
Organism: Brassica napus (rape)
Lineage: Eukaryota; Viridiplantae; Streptophyta; Magnoliopsida; Brassicales; Brassicaceae
Product: uridine 5'-monophosphate synthase
Exons: 6
Coding region: 84-1496 (470 amino acids)
Biological process (GO): 'de novo' UMP biosynthetic process; 'de novo' pyrimidine nucleobase biosynthetic process
Molecular function (GO): orotidine-5'-phosphate decarboxylase activity; orotate phosphoribosyltransferase activity
Source: RefSeq, a predicted model, not a curated record